Molecule: messenger RNA, 2558 nt
Organism: Lingula anatina
Lineage: Eukaryota; Metazoa; Brachiopoda; Lingulata; Lingulida; Lingulidae
Source: RefSeq, a predicted model, not a curated record
UUAUCUUCGAUAAAGCAAACAGAUGACACGCUCCUACAGAUAACCCAUCCGUUACGCCACACAGUACACUGCAGAAAGGUCACUGGAAGACAGAUUGUGGUUAAGAUGCAGACCAUUCUUCUGGUGCUGUUGGUUGGUGUUGGCCUUGCCCUUGGUGCCAAGACCACCCAGGCGCCUAGGGUUAUCACUGACCAGAGCCAGCAAAAUGAAAUAGACGACCUGAAGAGAAUCGUAAGCACUUUGGGAAGGCAGCUUAUGAUGCAGCAGUUAUUUGUAGAAGAGAGAGUGAGGUCCGACGGGGCGUCGGGACUUAAGCAAAUACGGCUGACAAGUCCAAGAGGGAUUACACGAAGUACUUCAAGCCAGUGCUUUGUUUUCUGGAGGGAGCCUGGACCUACAGUGAUGGUUCUUUAGAAGAGUCGUUUGAAAGUGACCGUCACUUUAUUGACGCCGCCAGCUGGUUUGAUCUCCACGAGAAGACGAGAUUCACGUCCUACGCGGGGCGUAAGAGUAACCUUGAGAACUUCGCUUACCUUCCAACCACCAUUAUGGAGAUGAUUAACGGUUCCGUGCCCAGACUGGCGCAGUGGAAUUACAGAAUCCUGUGUCACCCACUGAGUAAGGAUAUCCCAUUCAGUCGUUUCCGAUUGGUCGAUGACUUACACAACCGGGUGGCACGUGGUGCCACCAUGGAAAAGCAAAGGGGAACCCGUAGAGCCAGAUUUCAGUUAAAUCCUAGUUUGGUAUUGGACGCGUGGGGGUCGUCAGAAUUCUCGCAAUCUCCUGAUUUCUUAGAUUCUUUAAUGGAGGAAAUACCAGGCUGGGAUAACUAUAAAGGGGUCUUGAAUGAUACCUUAGAUGACGACACGGCUUGGUCUCUUAAUGAGGACAAACCUGUCAACACUGCUUACUACCACCGGUGGUUCAACUCACUGAAGGAGGGAGCAAUGGGUAUCAACCGUCGUCACCGCGGGUUUUCUGAUAACAACGUAUUCAUGGCACAAACCACGCAGCCCAAUGUUGCUGGCCUAUCCUACACUCACUGCCACAGAAAGGUGUGUAAAACGUUCCACCAGAAGUGGACGUACGCCAUCCCCCUGGAGAUCGUUUACCUCACCCCCCUACAGUCCUGGAACCCCUACAACCUGCAGCACAAGGGGGACUACAAGAGCACACUUGGCAAGACGGUCUACGACGGACCCAACGGUACGAGACGUAACGGCCUGAUGACCAAAGCUGAAGCAUUCAACGGAAUCAACACCAAAGCAUAUUAUAUCACACCCCAUGCCUUCUUCGAUAAAACUGGGACAUCUCCACGUGAUCCUGCUGACACCACAAGGGCAGCCGUGGGCGUUCUUGAUAGAAAAGGAGUUCUUCGUGCAAUGACUGCCUCAGGACCACGUGUGUUCCUCAACAUCCCAGAUGUUGGUGAAGUGCGGCUGCGCUGGCCGAUAGCACCUGUUCACAACGACGGAAACGUUAUUUUCAAAGAAUUGGAGGCGCUUAAGGAUAUGGUGAUGGAACAAGGUAAAUACAUGGGUCUGUAUAGGACAUCACCGGUGGGAGAUGGCAACAGUACUGGAAGUGUGACCCCUAUGACUGGUAACCUUGAACUUGUCACCGGUCCCGGAACGAAGGACCCCCCUGGAGACCACGUGCACACCCUUCGAAUCAAUCCUACUGAUGCCGCCGCCUUGCAGAGCGGUAAAAAAGUGACCGUGAGGACAUCUACCGAUCAGGGACACUCCCAUGUGUUACGUUUAAAAUAUGAUGCUGCUAAGAAGACUUACAUGAUAAAUAGGUGCGAUGGUAAACCGGCUUGUUGGGAUGGACACCCGUUGCAGUUGAACAUGACCUAGAGGGCAGCACGUUGCAUGCUUUGGCACAAAAAUGUCAAGAGGGGAACGACCCGCCACAUACUAUCUAUUAGUCAGGGAUAAAAUAUUUUCAAAUUUAAAACAUUUUAUUGCUUUUAUUUGAAUAAUUAUUUAUAAACAAUGCUUAAUUAAAAUGUUAAAUUUGCAAAUAAGGUUGAAAAUAAAUAAAUAGAGCAGUGAUCCUGACAUAGUGGAUGAAAUCCACUACUAAACGCCAAGCCAUGUUUGACAAAUCAAUAAAGUCUGAUUAAUCUAAACUCGUCCUUAUUAAUCUUAGAAUUAAAUGUGAUAAACAAGCGGUUUGGUCACACUUAUUUGCAGGGACAGCUACAUUGUGUUAGUUGUGAUAAAUUUCUACUCACGCAAUCUUAUAAUUUUUACAUGUCGAAUUUUUCAAAGGUACGGGAUUCGAGAAAGAAAAUAUUUUUUAAACAAUUUUGACGUUCAUUUUAAUCAAACUUUUUUAUUUUGAUCAAAAACAUUCUCACACUCCUUGGCAUAUUCUAUAAUUAUAUAAUAAUAAUGAUUUAAUCAUUAAGUAAAAUAGAUACCUCAAAUCGCAUUAGCUGUUGUUCAUAUUACUUGGGACACAAAAAAUAUAUUCAUCCACAUCUAAUUUUGUAAGAGGAAAAUCAUUAAAGUAACAAAUAAAUAAACAUUUUGGGACUUGACGUUCCUUCA